Phytophthora sojae is the source of this 1401-nucleotide messenger RNA. RefSeq lists its product as hypothetical. NCBI's taxonomy places the organism in Eukaryota, Oomycota, Peronosporomycetes, Peronosporales, Peronosporaceae. The transcript is spliced from 4 exons. The coding region runs from base 1 to 1401 and encodes 466 amino acids. The record is from RefSeq and is a predicted model, not a curated record. Gene Ontology annotation, cellular component: mitochondrion.
AUGGCCAAGCGCUCCACGACGCUCAAGCAGUUCCUGCUGCGCGUGCACCCCGACCACUUCCGCAACAACCCCAAGGUCCACGAUGAGAAUCUGCAGUCCGUUAAGCUGCUGAACCAGUUCAUGGACGAGCACUACGCGGCUCAAGGCGGUGCGGGCUCCAUGAGCUGGAGGAGACUUGGAGCUCCACGGGAGAAGAGGCUGAAAAGGUUCGCGCUGGAGCUGGCUGCCAAUAUUGAGACCAAGAUGGUUGCCGUCUUGAAGGAGUGCGGCGGAGGAAGGAGGCGUCCCAGCGGCAUGGAUUUCGGGGACUUUACCAUGGGCGAGAUGUACGCCAAGGCGAACCGCGCAGCGGUGGCGUCUGCGUCGAGACGGAGGAAGAAACCGAUUCAAACUUUACAGGGAUUGCUGGAGUUUAUGAAGGAGGAGGAGACGAUGGAGGCCCAGCAACGGCAGAGAAUUGCGUGGGAGUCGAUUCAGUCGGCCAAGAACACCCUGAAGCGUGAACUCGACCUUCAAGACGUGCUGUUUUCGUGCGGAUGGUCUACCAUGCACUUGAACACGACCGUCAUGAUUCUUCUCCAGACGCUGCGCAAGUACUCGCGAGCGAACAAGCAGGGCAUCUUCACACCCAAAGACUUCCUUCGUGGCGCGACGAUUGACCUCAGUGCCAACCCUUCCGGGAUCGACCUCAGCAACGAGUACCGUAUUGUGCUCAACCCGGCGGAUGUCCCGGUGCAGUGGGUGCAAGUACUUGAGACCAUCGAUGCGAAUAUGGUCGUGUUCAUGAAGGCAGCACAGGAAAGCCUGGCAACUUUGCAGGCAGAUGCCACCGCAGCUCUCGGAGAAGCCAACAUUUCUAGAGGCCACACGUGCUCAGCUCUUGGCUACCGGACGUUUCUGCAAAGUAUGCGGCAGCGCGAUGCUGCGGGCCAGAGCAGCGAGCAAGGCUUACUGGAGAAGUUCGCGCUUGUCAUCGAAGAUGAUUCGUACGAGUGGGUGGUCUUAGAGACCGGCGAAGUGCGAGCGCCGUUCACGAGCUCGUACGGAGAGGCUAUCUCGUUUCUCAGCACGAAUCGGUCGUUGAUCCGCCGCCAGCAAGAGACGCACAACGCAAACCUAGAGGCGUUUGCGUACAUAUCCUCUCGCUGCGCAGACGCAAUGCAUGUGAAGGCUAUCACGCGGGACGAGGGGAUUCCAGUGGGCAUGGCAGUCGUGGCGUGCGAGGAGCUGCUCAAGGCUGUGGUCGGCAUGACGCCGCCGAGCUCGAGAAGUUCCAUUCCUCAAGGCAUGGUGCGCUUCCUGGACACGUACACUCAAGGCCGCAGCAUUUGCAUCAGCCGCACGUACGGGCUCGGCCAAGACGGAGUGUUCACGCUGCCUGCAGACUGGUUCAAGUGGUAA